GCUUUUUAAAUGAACGAGUACAUUUCCAUACAAAUUAUUAAUUAAUUGGCAACCAGGUGGCACUCUAUUAAUGCAGGAGCACUAUAACAUUCGCCAUGGAAUCCCUGUACCAUCAAACGAAUAACACCGUCAAGGAAAUCGAGCAUGCCUUUCAGCGGCUCGGCCAAAUUAGUACCCAGGAGGCGCUUGACGUGGAAAACUCAAUUCAAUUGAAAAUAACGCAAGCCAAUUCCAAUUGCGACCGGCUGGAUGUGCUGCUCUUCAAGGUGCCGCCAUCGCAGCGUCAGAGCUCGAAGCUACGCGUGGAUCAGCUCAAGUACGACCUCAGACACCUGCAGACAUCGCUGCAGCAUGCCAAGGACCGCCGGCAACGCCGGGAGCAGGAGAUCUCGGAGCGUGAGCAGCUGCUGAACCAUCGGUUCAGUGCCAACAGCACGCAACCGGAGGAGACGUGCCUGCAGCUGGACUACGAUCUGCAGCACCAUACGCAGCUGGGUAGUGCUCACAGAGGAGUGGACGACAUGAUCUCGUCGGGCAGUGGCAUACUCGAGAGUCUCAUAUCGCAGCGCAUGACACUGGGCGGAGCGCACAAGCGCAUCCAGGCCAUUGGGAGCACUCUGGGUCUGUCCAAUCAUACAAUGAAGCUGAUAGAGCGCCGGCUGGUGGAGGAUCGAAAGAUAUUUCUGGGGGGAAUGCUGGUCACGUUACUGAUCAUCGGACUGAUUAUAUACUUCUUAGUGCUGUAGUGAAAGGAAAAGGGAAGAAAGAGCAUUCGCAUUCGUUGAGUUUAAAUUAAAUGUACUCUAUUUUGUAAAUGGUAAA
Molecule: messenger RNA, 822 nt
Organism: Drosophila persimilis
Lineage: Eukaryota; Metazoa; Arthropoda; Insecta; Diptera; Drosophilidae
Gene: Membrin
Product: probable Golgi SNAP receptor complex member 2
Exons: 2
Coding region: 96-746 (216 amino acids)
Biological process (GO): vesicle fusion; vesicle-mediated transport
Cellular component (GO): SNARE complex; ER to Golgi transport vesicle membrane; Golgi apparatus
Molecular function (GO): SNARE binding; SNAP receptor activity
Source: RefSeq, a predicted model, not a curated record